CUUCCGGUCAAUGAGAGAGGAAAGAAAAAAUAGGGACAAGAAUAAUAAUCCUCAUAUCCAGGGAAAUAAGGUCUUCCUAGUUCUAUUUUGCACAAGAUUGAAACCAGUCAUUGAAUGAUAAGGACAAAAAAUGAUAUGAAACUCAGCCAGGAAGACAGAGUGUACAUAACUAUGUCAUUGGUAGCAGAAUCAAUAGAGAGCAACAGAAAAUUAACAUUGCAUUAAAGGUUCAAUAAAUAUGGAGAGUAAAUUGUAUGAUGGGAAAGGUUCUAGUGUUCCAUAUAUGACAGAACCAGAAAAAAAGCAUUCGGUAGAUUCUAUGCUAAUUAUAAAACAGGAAGUUGUUGACAAUGCUAUUGAAUCUGCUAUAAAUGAAAAUUAUGAAAAUCGACAGACAUUAAUAAGUAAUUCCACGACAGUAAGCAACAUUGGAGAAAGAAAUCCAAAUGAUGCAAAAAACAUAUUAUUAGAUGAAAUAAAACAGGAACCCUGUUCACCUGAAAGUGAAAGCACAAACACUUUACUCAAUGGUUAUAUUCAAGAAUGGACAUACUUGGACAAGACAGCUAGCAAUGCUGAAGAUAAUAAAUCAAACAUAUUGAAAAACAGAACAGAUGGGGUUACCAGCCAGAUUCCCUGUCAAGAUGGUAUUGACCAAGAAGAGCCAGCCAUGUACAUGUAUAUGUUUAAUGCAGAAAAUGAAUUGUCUGAAUUAAAUGAUGCAAAUGAAAAUGUAAACACUGGGGAAGUACAAAAUAGGAGAAAAAGAAAAGGAACAAAACCUAAAAAGAUCAGGCAAAAUGUUGAAAAGAUUGAAGAUUUAAAGUACACAUGUACUACUUGUGAUCAAAGGUUUAGUAAAAAAAAAGAAUUACAAAUGCAUACAAAAUCACACAGCAAAGAUGUUAUUCACAUAUGUGGUGUUUGUGGAGAAAAGUUUGGAACUAAAAAAACCUUAAAGUCACAUUCCAGAACUCAUGAAAAAGAACAGUUUCAUAUUUGUUCCACAUGCGGAGAACAAUUUAGUAAAAAAAUAGAACUUAAAAGGCAUUUGAAAAUUCACACUGGUCCUAAACGAUACGCUUGUGAUCAGUGUGAUAAAGUUUGCAAUCGAAAAGCAGAGCUAGUUGGACACAUGAGAACACAUACAGGUGAAAAACCGUUUCUUUGUUCAACAUGUGGUAAAGGGUUUGGAUUCCCUCACCAUCUGAAGGGACAUCUACUAAUACAUACUGGGGAAAAACCUUAUUCCUGUCAUAUUUGUGGUAGAGGUUUCAACGAUCGCAGCAGUAUGCGAAGGCACGUAAAAACACAUGACCCUUUUGAAACAGAUGUGAAUGAUGCUUCAUUGAUACUUGAUGAAUCUUUGAAAAAUGAGUCUGGUAUAUAUGAAGUUAAACGUGUUAGGAGACGCCAGGUUUAUUCCAGAUCACAUGUCUGUGAGUUUUGUGGUAAGGCUUUCAUCAAAGGUCAACAUUUACGAGUACAUAUACGUACACAUACUGGUGAGAAACCCCACCAAUGUGAUGUGUGUGGAAAACAAUUUAACGAUCCCAGUAGUCUACGUCGUCACAUUAGAACUUACGCUAACAGACCCCAUGUGAACAGUGAUGAAAAAGUAAAAGAGUAUAAAUGUCCUAUUUGUGAAAAGGAAUUUGGUUACCGCAGAAAUUACAGGAAUCAUGUUAAAACGCAUUCAACUGGGAAACAAUUUGAGUGUACUACUUGUGGGAAAUCUUUUCACUUGAAACAUCACCUUAGACAUCACAUGACCAAGCACAUGGUUGAAAAACCCUAUAAAUGUACUAUUUGUGAUAAACGCUUCAGCAAUUACAGCAUGUGGUAUUGUCAUUUCAAAACACAUAAUACCAAAGGAGAUUACAAAUUUCAGUGUAGUAUUUGUACAAAGUUCUUUUUGACUGGUGCUCAUCUAAAAUUUCACUUAAAAACGCACAAACACGGUAAUUCAAAGGCAUCAGAAAACAAUCAAUUAAAAUCCCAGUCCACAGUUGCAGAACAAAGUGGGGACUAUAUAUGUACAAUUUGUAGUGAUUCAUUCCAUGAUAAAAUAAGCUUAAAACAGCAUGAAAUUUUGGUUCAUGAAGAAAAAUUAAAUGGGGACCUUAGUCUGGUUGGUAGUGAUAAUUUCAGCAUUGUUGGUGAAAUGGAGGAUGAUAUGUCAGGCCAGAGUACAGACUUGGAAUUGAUCAAAAACAAUAUUCAGAAUGACCAAUCAGUGUUGGAUAAAAAUUUACCAGUCAUGCAAAGCACUGCAGAUCCUAAUUUGAUAAAUGAUAAAAACAUGGAUGCUCUUUUGACACAAAAUGCAUCAGAAAAAUCUCUGAUUAAUUGUUUUGAAUCGUCAGAGGAGCAGAGUAUUGAAAAAGAAAGUUCCAAACUCAGCGAACAUGAUGACACUUACUUAGAUUUAAGUUCAUGUUCUGAUAGUCUGAAGAAUGCUCCAGACAUAGGGGCAAAAUCUGAUAAUAAACAGAAACGAUUUGAUUGUUCUGAAUGCUCAAAAAGUUUCAGUAGGAGAGAUUCUUUAACAACACAUUUUAGAAUUCAUACAAGGCAAAACAUACAUGAAUGUAAUCUUUGUGGAAAAAUAUUUCCCAAGAGAAGUAAUUUUAUACGACACAUGGAAUCGUGCGGGAAAAGAGAAAGGAGGAUAGCAAAAAAUGUACUGCCGAAUGAAACUUAUUCUGAAGAUUUGACAGAUAGAGAACAGUUUGAUGCCUCACAAAAUGCUCAUUGUGACAAAACGUCUGAGGUUGGUAGACUGUCAAAAUCAUUAAACAAACCGUUUUCUUGUGACGUAUGUGACAAAAGCUUCACCAUGAAAAGUUCAUUAGUGACACAUUACAAACUUCACACUGGCAAAAAUCUAAUGGAGUGUGAUGUUUGUGGUAAAAAGUUUACCAAGAGUUAUACUUAUUUACGACAUAUUAGGACACAUACUGGAGACAAACCUCAUAAGUGUGAUUAUUGCGAAAGGGGCUUUGGGGAUAAAAGCAGCUUAAAUAGACACUUGACAACAAGACACAAAAUGGAGGCACCAUACAUCUGCCACAUGUGCAAUUCAAAGUUUUUUACUAAGUUUAGCCUUGAAAAACACAUCUGGACACAUGAUCAAGAAUCAUUUGAUGAGAUGAAGUAUAAAGAUAGAUCAGAAGAUUUACCGCUUAGAAAGAAAUUACCAAAAAUUCAGUUGAAACUGUCAGACGUAAAAGAGUCAACUAAUGACUCAUCAGUGUGCGAAAUGACACUAACAGACACGGAUGAUAAUUCCACUGAAGAACCGUUUGAUAAUACUUAUAUGGUUCAAGUUAAAAUUGAACCUGAAGAAGUAGAAUAACCUUUUAUAAAGCAUGUUCAUGUACAGUUAUAAUAUAAAACAACAAUAGAUUCAUUUAUAGAUAUAUAUAUGUAUUUUACCAUGUAAAAUUUUAUUGCACUUUUUUGCAUUUGUUAUGAAUUGUUUUUAUUGUACUAAAAAUUUAAAGUCAUAUGAUCCUUCAAAUGAAACAAAAAAGAUUAAUAUGUUUUAUGUACUUGAAUGAGUAAGUUUUACUAUAAAACAUGUGUACAUAGACAUGAUAGACUUUCAUGAAAAUCCUUUAUCUAAAUCUUCACAAAAGUUCUGCUACUGAAUUAUUGUCUUCCAGUAUUGUAAUUAUUUGACAGCUUUCCUGUACAUGUAUGCAGUGACCUUAACCAUGGCACGUCUUGUUAGAAAAUCAUUAAAGUCAUAUGAACUGAGUUUCUUGUGUAGCUGUAAAAAAUGUACACAGACUUAUUAAAGUAUAUAUAUGCUUGCAUUGGCUCAAUAAUUUCCUCACCAGAAACUCAUUUCAUAUGACUUUAAUGCAUCUAGUAUAAGAAGGAAUAUAAUUAUGAUUUGCAUUUUAUUUACAUGUGUAUGUUGUAAAAUAAUGCUGAAUUUUUAUAGUACUAAGAUUUUUAUUGUAUCUCAAUUUUAGUAUCUUUUCCAUUGUUCACAGUCAUGGAAAAGCUCAAAGAACAUUCCUGAAAGAAAGAAACAUUAAUUUAUUUAGAUACUUUAGUAUACAAUACAUGGUACACUAUAUGAAAUUCCCUGCUUGAAGUUAAAGUCAUUUUUGACCUAUCAUUUACUAUUUCUGAUGAAAAGGGGCCUAACAGGAUGACCCUUAGAAUAGUUACGUUUUAUCUCACCUGGAGUCGGUUUCACAAAAAAACUUCUGACUAAGAUUGAUCUUAAGUCAUGAACAAUUCAGUAUUCUUACCAUCAAUCUUAGUUGUAAGUUUUUUUGUGAAACUGACUCCUGGCCUCUAAAGUACCUGAAAAGUUAAGGAUUGCUUUUAAAUGAUAGUGAAUUUUUUUUUUAAAUUCAUGAUUUGUAAAAUGUGAAAAUAAUUGAUGGCCUCAGUACAUUUUACUAUAGUUUUCAUCUUGCAAAAAUCAUUAUUAGAUCAUUAUUUAUACGGACUACAUCCUCUUUUACAGGUAACACCUGUUUCGUGUUAUAAUCAUAUUAAACGAUGACAUCUUUUUCCAUGCCUUUUUUAACAAAGGAUGUAUGUCAUGUAUAUUGAUUAAGGAACGAUCGUUUAACUUCAAAGGGGGGAGUUAUGGUUUUUUCCUUAAAAAAUAUUCUGAUCCCCAAUUUGAUGAAAAAAAACAUUCUUAAUCUAGAACCCAUACCUUAUAGUGUUCAAUUUUGAAAAAAAUAAUUUGGUUGUUAGAGUCGAAAAAAAAAAAAAAUUUAUGACUCAGACAAAAAACCGUACGCCUCCCCCCCCCCCCCCCCCCCCCUUGAAGUUAAAUGGUUGCUCUCUUAGUAUGAACAUAAUGGCUUGCUUUUUGAUUCAUUCAGAUUUUACUAAAGCAAAGGUUUGUAGAUAUCCCCUUUUUACACAAAUUGAAAAAAAAUGCUCAUCAAGGGAUGAAAUGAUGGGAGUAUUUUUAUGUUUCUCUACAUAAGAACUGUACAUUAUAUUAAUGAUUAUACAAUGUACCACAUCUACUUAUUUUCAUAUUGAUCAUAUUUAUGUUUUACAUGUAAUUUAAAAAGUCUAAUUACAUUUGUACAUGUAUACAUGUCUGCCAGUCUUUUACUGUUAUAUCUCAAUUUUUAUAAAAGAAAGUUAACAUUUUUUAUGAAACAAUUUGCAAUGGAUUGUCCGCCUCUAUUGUGUGAUUUUUUGGGGACAGAUUGCAUGAAAUACAACUAACUAAUGUCACUAGCAUGAUAGCUAUAUCUUCCAGGCCUCAACUCUACCUUUUAGAGGUCAAACAACAUAGUGCAGUGGGAUGAAAACUGUGUAGAUCAUAUCCAUAUCUUGCCUUACAGUGCUCACAACCACUUUGAUUUUUGAUGCCAAUAAUUUCAUUUAAGUUUCAUUGUCAUUUGACUGAUAAAACUCUUUCAUACACAUAGAAAAAACCAGACCAGAAAUUAAGUUACACUAUAGUUCUAUGGUAUUUAUCACCAUUUGUAAUUUAUUUUUUCACUUGACAAUCUAAUAAGGUAGCAAAAAAGUAUAAUAUAUUGUAAUUCGUAAAUUAUUAUUUAUUAUUGCUAUUUUUGAAGAAUUGAUAAAAAUGCAAAAUAAAUUAUUGCGAUUUCAGGAAAAUCUGCAUUAAGAUAUAUGUAUCAGAUAUCAAAAUGUGAUUUCUUAUUUUUGCGAUCCUAACACAGUCUCAUUAUUCGCAAUAAUAAAAACCUUGCAAUAACUUCUGAAUUUACAGUAGAUAUAUGAAAUAAACAUGUCAGAUUUGACUUCAUAUAUCCACUAUAAAACCAUAGGUAUUUUUUAUAAACCUCUUCCUUGAAAAACUGCUGACCAAGUAAGAUGACUGCCACAACUAUAAAAGGGAAAUACUGUUUAUUUUUGUUCAAACUCAAUAAAGAUAGGCUGUUAAACAAUAAACAAUAAAAUAGACUAUUGAACAAUAAAAUCAGAUGCUCAUUCUGUUGUAGAGUAUAUAUAACUUUGAGGUUCUUGAUAAUUUAUUUUGUUAAAUAUGAUGUUUAUCAGAUUUCUUAGGGAUUUGUUGCUAACUAUAAAAAUAUAAUUUCAUUCCAAUGAUAAUCAUGCAUAUUAUAGUCUUAUGGAAUUGUUAGCUUUGUUAUAUGUUGAAAUGAUGUCUUUAGAUAUGAAAUACAAAUAAAUUCAUGUAUCAAUCUUUUACAA
Molecule: messenger RNA, 6180 nt
Organism: Mytilus californianus (California mussel)
Lineage: Eukaryota; Metazoa; Mollusca; Bivalvia; Mytilida; Mytilidae
Product: zinc finger protein 585A-like
Exons: 3
Coding region: 239-3358 (1039 amino acids)
Source: RefSeq, a predicted model, not a curated record